CGGUAAACACAUCGAUUUACGGCUUUAUUUUAUGGUAUGUGACGCUUCUCCUGGCUUAAUCUGGGUUUGCUCGCUGAAACACACCAAAAUCGGGUUUUAAAUCCUACUUUUUCAUUUAAAGUGUCGAUAUGAAUGCUACGGCGCUCUAUGUGUCUACAUGUAGAUACAUUUUGCAAGCAGAUUUCGAAAAUGGUGAAUCUUGGGGAGAUCUCUAUCGCUUAUUGCCCUAUCUCAGACAGUCUUUGUCAUGUUGCGUUUGUGGAUCACUCUUAAAUGACCCUUUGGGACCAACGGAUUCGAAUUGUCAACAUUUUGUUUGUCGGACUUGUGUAGGUGGCAAAAUGCUUCUUAAGCCAACAUGCAGUUGGUGUAAAAAUUACGAGAAAUUUGCCGAGGUGCGACAACUCAGAAUACUGUUAUCUUGCUACAAGAAACUAUGCGAAUACAUAGCAGCCACACCCAUCGCGCGAAGCUUUAUCGGAGCGAACGGCGAAUCGAACAGCACUUUGACUAUCCUGGAAGAGGGAAUGGCGAUCAAUGCGGUCCAUGAAAGCAGCAGCGCCGGCCAGGAUAAGAAUCUGAACAUUCUGGACAUCUUAGCAAGGGUUAAUAGCGAGAAAACUGGUGACGCUAAUUCCAAAUCACCAGGACGACGCCGUGGGCGACCCCGACGGGACAGAGACGGCUUGGGGGCUUCCCCAAACCCGCAUCUAUUCGGGAACCCGGAAGUCCCGUCGCAUGGGUUGUACUCGCCUUUACUUUUAGAUGGACUUUGCAACGGCAUUGACAGUUCAGAUCACCUUGAUAUGACGAGUAGUGACCACUCCAUUUACAGUGCAUCAUUUUCUCCUUCUGGCUCUCCUCGCAUCAAAAUAAAACGCAAGCGCCAUAGCAAUGAGCAAAAGGACAAAAUCAAGAAGAAGAAAAAGAAACAUGACAAAAUCAAAGUCAAAGAGAGGAAACUGAUUAAAGAGCAAGCAAAGCGAACAACUGACCGAAAAGCAAGGAGUGAGAGGAAAAAGAAGAGGCAUAGGUAUCGAAAAGAAAGCGAGGAUAGCACAUUUGAUUAUGAAAAGGAGAAGCUUGUGAACGGGGAUGGAGUGUCCAGUUCGCCUGAAGAGGACCUAGAGCCUUUAGAGGACACACCACCAAAGAAGAAGAAAUCGGUCAUAACAUCAGUCGUGAUUUCUGGACACAGAGCAAAACUGCUGAAAAUGGGACGAUCUCUACCAGUGAUAGAGGGGUGCAGGUGUGGAACCUGGGGGAAAUCACCAGGAGCCAAUACCUGCAAAGGGAACAGGUGCCCCUGCUUCAUGACUGAGAAAGGCUGUCUGAGAUGCAAAUGUAGGGGAUGUCGGAACCCUUUCAUCGUCCCAGAGAGUCCUAGCCCAAAGCCGAAAAGGUAUCGCCAUUCUUCCAGGAAUGAAGUUAAUGGUGAAAGUGAACUGGACAUUGAUGUUACUAAUAUGUAGACUCCAAUUUUGUUAUGUUAAUCGGUAAUCUGCAGCAGUUUCUGUUCAUCUGUAGAUGUCUUUGUUUUGGUGCGUGAUAAAAAUGAAUCUUGUCUUUUGUUAAAGAAAUUUCACUGCUGAUUUGUUAUAUCUUAGUACUUAAUAAAAUAGAAUCUUUAGACCUCAUCAUAGGCCUACACGUUAAAUUUGGGAAACAGAAUAGUUGGCUUAACAUUAUAUUGUGUUUGAUAUGUUUAACUUGGUCCUACUGUACUGUAUGUCAUUCAUUAAGCUGGAUUUUGUCAGAAAUUAUGCAAAGUAAAUUGGUAUUCAUUAUUCACGGCUAUAAGAUUUUGUUCAUCUAUUGAAUUCUUCAAAUUAAAGGUAAAUUGCAAGUCUAUUCGGGAUCUAGGUUUGAGCCUGAGACAAAAUUGUAGGUUUCUGGAAAGCCUGGGAUCCAAAUAAGUAUCAAUCAAUCUUCUCGAUCUUAUUUUGCAGUGCGUCUUUACAAUACAUAAAUUCCUUGUCACGACUGCUAAUCUUUGACUCAUUUUCUGCAAUACAUUUCUUUUGAUCAGCAAUUUUUUUUGUUCAGUUCAGCUCAGUAUGGUUCAGUUGAGUCAAGGUCAGCAGUCUGCUUUACAACCUGUGCAUUGCGAUCCCUGAUUUUGUUCUGCUCAGCUGCUGAAAGAGAGCUGGAAACUUGCUCGGCAUCAGACGCGUCAUCAUCGUUUUUCCCCCUCUUGCGUAUUUUCUUGACAGACUUGGCAGAUGUUCAGCCAUCACCCGACAAACCUCUUCCCUGAUCUUGGUCUCCAGGUAGAACUUCUCUGCUUUCUCAUCCACCAGCUUCUGUUUCAGUACCUCUGUGACAGAAACCAUCUCUUUCUGGAUCUUGGUACCAUUCACAUUAAUCAUUCUUUAAUCAUUCUUUGAUUCAUUUUUGGACAUGGUUCCCUAUGACACCAAAGAAAAUUCAGACUUUGCUCCAAAUUGACAUCCCAUAAUAUAGUUUGGGAGAAGGGUAGAGAAAAAGGGGAAGAGACUAUAACUCUUUAAGGCCUGUCAAGGCAAUUGAUCUGUAUGAGAAGAGUAUUAACAAAGAAGUGUUCUUUUAAUUAUAGAGAGAAUAUAUUCAUACUUUUUGAUGGGAUCUAAUUGCCUAUUAUUCAUACCCAUAUGUUUAUAUGUACAGUGUACCUGUAUUAUGCAUCUCUACAAGUUUAUGUUGAUCUUUUUCCUUAAGUAAAAUCCAUUAAAAAGUCACUAGACCUAUAAUUGGAUAGAGAAAUUAACCUUUCACUUUUUGUUGUUGAAGUUUGUUCCCUAGGAUAUAUGUGCAUUUUUAAUUUAAAAAUUGUUCUCUGAAAAUAUUUGUACUCUUUGUAAACUAUUGUAAAUAUUAAGUGUACUUGACUAAGCCAACUGAAUGCGGGUAAUGUACAUUCUAACUUAUUUUUAUAACUUGUAUAUAGUCGAAACUCACUGGUUGAAAAUGUACUGAAUUUUGUAAAUAACAACCCUUAAAAAGAGGAUAAUUUGUACAUACUUUGUAUGAUAGACUUUGAUGCCUGUAAAGAACGUCACUAGUUCACUAGCGGAAGUAACAAUGGACUUACUACAUAUGGACUGCCAGCACUUUGUUAUUCAUUUGGUUGCAAUAGUGUCUUGUUUACGAAAGAUUCAAAGUAAUAUACGGUUCGCAGUUAUCAUAAAAUGUAUCUUCACCUCUUUGAAAAAGCUUGUUAGAUACUUUCGGUUCACCAAAUCUACUCAUUUGUUUCAUUUGAUCUUUAUAUUUUGUUUAUUUUUGGCAAAUCGCCAAUUUUGGGCAUUAACAAAAUAUAACGGAACUUCUAGGGAUAUGUAAAUACAGUUUCUACAUAUGGUAUACAUGUAGGUGAAUAUGAACAUUAUUAUUCAUGAUUAAGUGCUGCUUGACCAUAUGUUAUAGGUCCAUAAUACUAAUGAUGAACAUACAAUUGUACAUAUAUAUAUACAGGUGUAGUACAUUUUUCAGUGUGAUUGUGAAAUAUUCAAUUUGAAUUAAAUGUUAUUUCACUUCGAUAUUUUGUCAAACCUAAUUGAUGAAGAAGAAAAGAAUCAUCAUUAUUAUGUACUACAUAUGAUAUUAAAUAUCGGUUAUAUGACAAUGCAGAACUUCUCAAAGGAUUAGCCUACAUUUUUAUCGGUUAAGAUUAAGAAGGAAACCCUCGAAUCUUGGAUUGGAUUCGAUAAAAGCUUAUUGAAAAGGGGCUAUUAUCUCAAUGCAUACUGAAAACGCCAGUUUCUGUCUUACAAACGGAUGUCAAAACGGUCUUAAUCUAGAAGCUUUCCGUAUUCUAGCUUUGCUGUUAUACAUUUUUAAAAAUCAAUUAAUCAGCUUUCCUGUAAAGUUUAUGCCAACAACCAAGACUUCCCAGUUCCCACUAUUCAAUUAUUGGUUCACAAAUUCAGAGCUAACUUAAUUCACGGUGCCAAAAUCCAAUCACUGAUACUUUGAAGUCCCAUAUAUGGUGUCAUUUUAGUAAAAUAAUUGUAGUUGUAAGAAACAUGGAAAAGUUGAGGGAGAGAGUGUACCGCUUUCAAGAUUGUUGUGUUUUACCUUGUUGUAUGGUGAUGUUAAUGUUCAAAUAGCAGAAUUUCGUAACUCUUCUUUUAUACUGUGUGUUUUCUUUGCUUGAAACAUUAAUGCGCUAUUCAGCUAAAUUAUGAAGAAGGCCACCACAUUUCUGAUUCGCCUGCAAUCAUGAAUCUUACUUCAAAUUUAAUACCAUAAAUUGAUUGAUGUUUCGUAAAAAAGAGUGUAAUUUUUAAAAAUUAUAACUAUAAUAGUAUACGACUUGUUUGAUGAAUCGUAAAUAUACCCUGUAUUCUCAACCAAACGGGUCUACACUUUCUUGCACAAAAUGUUGCAUUUCUCUCUACUAACUAAUACAAUAACAGACUGAAUGGAAGUUUCAUUAAAAUUUUUAUCGGGAUACAGAAAAACAAUUUAGAAAACUGCUUCCUCGUUUUCUAUAUCAAGGGUUUGAGAGAUCAUCCUGUGACACAACUAAAAUUCACGGACCUUUCUCUCCCGAUCAAAAUUGAAAUAGAAAUGUGUAAUUUUUACUUUAGACAUUGUUAUUUCAUUAUUCCUUAUAACCAUUGUGUGUGACCUCGGUGAAAAAAAAUGUAUUAAAAUACGUCUUAUUGUUGUUAUCAAGUUUUGUAUAGUUAACCAUUUUAACGUUUGUUCGAGUCUCUCUCUCAAAAAAUGACUUGGUUAAAGACCAGUUUAACUUCAACAAUUGCUUUAAUUUGUAGAAUUGUUCGCAAAUUUACUUGUACUACUACAUGCUAGUAUGUUAUAGAUGUUGCGUCGCUCUGUAUUGGAGUUUGAAUGAAUUAAAAUCUGCUGAUAUUCAUCAUGAA
Strongylocentrotus purpuratus (purple sea urchin) is the source of this 4868-nucleotide messenger RNA. RefSeq lists its product as uncharacterized. The coding region runs from base 129 to 1472 and encodes 447 amino acids. Gene Ontology annotation, cellular component: MSL complex. The transcript has a single exon. NCBI's taxonomy places the organism in Eukaryota, Metazoa, Echinodermata, Echinoidea, Camarodonta, Strongylocentrotidae. The record is from RefSeq and is a predicted model, not a curated record. Gene Ontology annotation, molecular function: ubiquitin protein ligase activity.